AUGUCGAAAAGAACAACGUACGAACGCUCCGAGCUCGGUCACACUUCUACAAAACGCGCGAAACAAGUCGACCAAAACCUACCAUACGACAUCCUCCGCGAUGCCCUCGGUGCUCAAGAUGAAAUUCAGGAUGUGACGAGGGUAGUUCAUUGGUUUCAUCCCAAGGAUCUCCGCAUCCAAGAUAAUACUGCGCUGCACCACGCCUCGGACCUUGCACAAAGGUCGAAGAAGCCGUUGAUAUGUGUAUAUCUAAAUUGCGCUGCAGAUGAAUCCUGGCACGGGACGAGUGCUGCGCGCGUCGAUUUCAUGUGCGAGGGUCUGAAGAUCAUGCAGAAAGAACUGAAGGAACUGAAUAUCCCGCUGGUCUUUCUGGAAUGCGAGAAGCGCGGAGACAUCGUAUCUACAGUAGUCAAAUGGCUCAAGGAGCAGAAGGUCUCCCACGUAUUUGGGAAUUACGAGUACGAGAUCGAUGAGAUGCGUCGCGAUAUCAAGCUGGUACAGGAGGUCGGAGAGGAUAUCCAGGUCUCGUUACAUCACGACCAGACUGUUGUGGAGCCAGGAACUAUGCUCACAGGUGCCGGAACACCAAUGAAGGUCUUCACUCCCUACCACAGAGCGUGGAUGGAAAUUAUAAAGAAACAACCGGAGCUCCUCGACACGGCACCUCCACCUGCCAAAAACAGCAACUCCAUCAAGAAAGAACUGAAAGAUCUCUUCGAUACCAAACCACCAAAGCCCGGACAAGACAAGCAGUUCGACAACGACGACGACCGAAAACGAAUCCGCAAACUCUGGCCAGCGGGCCACGCCGCCGGAUCAAAACGUAUGGACGCUUUCCUCAAGCAGAUCGAUAACUACGCCGCCACACGCUCCAACCCAGCCAAAAACAGCACAUCCCGCAUGUCCGCCUACUUCUCCGCAGGCAUGUUCAGCGUGCGCGAAGCCUUGCAAAAGGUCAGCGACUACAACCACGGCAGCACCGACUUCACUGAAUCCGGGUCCCGAUCAGGCGUCUACGGUUGGGUGCGGGAGAUCGUGUUCCGAGAAUUAUAUCGCCAAACGACGCUCAUGACGCCACACACUUCCAUGAAUCUACCGCAGAACCUGAAAUUCGACUUUGUGAACUGGGAAGACGAUGAAGAAGGGUGGGAGAAGUGGUAUAAAGGGCAGACAGGCGAGCCAUUCAUCGAUGCGGGGAUGCGGCAGCUCAAUACAGAAGCCUACAUGCACAACCGGCUGAGGAUGAACGUGAGCAGCUAUCUGUACUGCAAUCUGUUGAUUGAUUAUCGCCGGGGCGAACGAUAUUUCGCGGAGACACUGAUCGAUUGGGAUCUUUCGAACAACACACAAGGCUGGGAACCUAGUUAUACCGUGUUCAACCCGGUGAGCCAGUCGGAGAAGAACGAUCCCGAUGGAGACUAUAUCCGGAAGUGGGUACCUGAACUCAAAGACGUACAGGGAAAGGCCAUCUUCAAUCCCUACGAACGUCUGUCGAAGGAAGAAUUCGAGAAGCUCGGCUAUCCCAAGCCGCACGUCAACUGGAAGAAAACCAAGCAAAGGUGCAUGGAGAGAUUCAAGAACGACAUGAAGGACGUUUCCCCCUAA
Dothidotthia symphoricarpi CBS 119687 is the source of this 1605-nucleotide messenger RNA. RefSeq names its product Cryptochrome/photolyase FAD-binding domain-containing protein. Gene Ontology annotation, cellular component: cytoplasm; nucleus. The transcript has 2 exons. NCBI's taxonomy places the organism in Eukaryota, Fungi, Ascomycota, Dothideomycetes, Pleosporales, Dothidotthiaceae. Gene Ontology annotation, molecular function: FAD binding; DNA binding. Gene Ontology annotation, biological process: circadian regulation of gene expression; entrainment of circadian clock by photoperiod. The record is from RefSeq and is a predicted model, not a curated record. Bases 1 to 1605 code for a protein of 534 amino acids.